This is a messenger RNA of Lagenorhynchus albirostris (white-beaked dolphin), 1159 nucleotides long. RefSeq names its product bromodomain-containing protein 7-like. Gene Ontology annotation, cellular component: nucleus. The transcript has a single exon. Gene Ontology annotation, biological process: regulation of transcription by RNA polymerase II. NCBI's taxonomy places the organism in Eukaryota, Metazoa, Chordata, Mammalia, Artiodactyla, Delphinidae. Bases 112 to 954 code for a protein of 280 amino acids. The record is from RefSeq and is a predicted model, not a curated record.
GCGGGGUCUCGGGGGCCCCGCUCCCGCCCUCCGCUCGCCUAGCCCGGACCGGAAGCGGCGUCGCACGGCCUGGGCCUGGCGCAGGGGGCGGGCACCGGGGCCCGGUCGGACAUGGGCAAGAAGCACAAGAAGCACAAGUCGGACAAACACCUCUACGAGGAGUAUGUAGAGAAACCCUUGAAGCUGGUCCUCAAAGUGGGAGGGAACGAAGUCACCGAGCUCUCCACGGGCAGCUCCGGGCAUGACUCCAGCCUCUUAGAAGACAAAAACGAUCAUUACAAACACAAGGACCGAAAGCGGAAAAAGAGAAAGAAAGGAGAGAAGCAGGUUCCAGGGGAGGAAAAGGGGAGAAAAUGGCGACGAAUAAAGGAAGAUAAAAAGAAGCGAGAUCGGGACGGCAUGGACAAUGAGGCAGAAAAAGACCUCCAGUGUCUGGCCCCUGUAGGAUUAGACUUGCCUCCUGAGAAGCCUCUUGCAAGCUCUUUAGCCAAACAAGAAGUAGUAGAACAGACACCCCUUCAAGAAGCUUUGAAUCAACUGAUGAGACGACUGCAGAGGAAAGACCCAAGUGCUUUCUUUUCAUUUCCUGUGACUGAUUUUAUUGCUUCCAGCUACUCCAUGAUCAUUAAACACCCAAUGGAUUUUAGUACCAUGAAAGAAAAGAUCAAGAACAAUGAUUACCAGUCCAUAGAAGAACUAAAGGAUAACUUCAAACUAAUGUGUACUAAUGCUAUGAUUUACAACAAACCAGAGACCAUUUAUUAUAAAGCUGCAAAGAAGCUAUUGCACUCAGGGAUGAAAAUUCUUAGCCAGGAGAGAAUUCAGAGCCUGAAGCAGAGCAUAGACUUCAUGGCAGACUUGCAAAAAAGUCGAAAGCAGAAAGAUAGACACGUUGCAGAGUGGGGAGGACAGCGGCUGCUGGCCAAGAGAGAGGGAAGACUCUGGAGACACUGAGGCACAAGGCUUCAAGAGUCCCAACAAGGAAAAUAAAAAGUAAAGAAUCUUUGGAAUAUUAAGGUUAAGCUGUCUUUUUCACACCAGUAUCGGGAGAAAAUACUGAUUGGGGGCCUGCCUUGGGUCCAUGGUUGGUUGGGUUUUGUCCUGAAAGUCCAUUUUGAUGAUUUGAUACCCCUCUUCUCAUGCAAAGCAUUAUAUGGAA